UACCUUUUUGUUGUAUUUUUUAGUCAUUUAGCUAUGGUUUUUUACUAUUUUACAAAUAUUGCGUUCGUUGCGUAUGUUUUAUCUUAAACGAAUGAAUUAAAUGUAUAAUUCCACCAAUAAAACUAAACAAGCUGAUUGUAUUUUGUAAACAUAUAUACGAAUGGACAUACGUACUUUUAUAUUGGCGUGAACAAAUAUUGAUACGAUCAAAAAAAUGUGUAUUUUCAACUAUUAUCCGCAAUUAUAAUUGUAGUUAUUUUCAAUUAAAAUAAUCGCUAUAUGAUUUAUAAAGACAUAAUACUGGUGAAAUUUGAUCAUGAAUUCGAGUAUGGAUAAGGCAAAACACUUUUUCGCUGAAAGUGGUAUCUUAGGACCCACCAACUUUAAGGAUUCACGUGACUUGAUUCGUAAGACCUCAACAAUUCACAUUGACACUAGCCUAAAGAAUCAGAUACGAAAAACUUCAUUAUGUCUGCGGUCAAGGGUUGGUAACGAAACUAAUACAUUAAACAGCUUCGAUGAUUCCAUACUCAGUCUUCAAAACGAAAUCUAUAACAUAAGAGAAACUUUAGUCAAGGGCGAGACUAAAAUUAUAAUUCUGCGUACUGAAAUUGGCAAACUAAAGCAAGCACUUCAAGCGAUAAUGCAUGUCCAAAUGGAAGCUCGAAACUACUCUGAGGAAACCAUUGUGAAAAUUAAAAAUCCCACUCCGAGUCUUUGCCUAUUUUGCCAACCUAUAAAUAUUCCCAUAUUUCCAAGCUGCAGCCCACCGUUUACCAAUAGAAGCAAAAAAGAUAGUCCAAAUCAAAAAGUUUUAGUUGAAAGAAUGAACAACAUAAUCUGGAAUAAUGGCAAAUAAAAGUAAUGCAUGAAUUAAAUAAUAUAUAUAAUAAUUUGUUGUACUUUUUAAAAGUUUGUUUUGACAGGAUAAAAUAAAUUGUGUUGUUCUUUGCCGAAGCAGUCUUAUUAGAAUUAUUACACUUUAUUGAGGUUAGCUUUAUCUAUUACAUUUGCAAUAAUAGCGUAAUAUAUACAAUAAAUUAAUAACGGUUUUAUAACAUAUUUUGUAUACUAAAAAAAGUUUAAAAACUUAGUUUCAUAGAAAGCACUUCGUAAGGUUAGGGACAAACAAGACGUGCACUCAUCCCUGAAAUUAAAAUUACAACUGGAGCAUUUCAAAUUGAUGUACAUAUAACUAAAUAACAAAGUACAAAUUAAAACAGUUCGAGAACUCUAUUAUUGAUAGUAUUAGUAAUAACUGAAAAUUCACUAUUACUAGAUUAUUUGAACUUGAUUACAACAAUGUAUCCUAACUCUAUGAAUAAUAAAUUAUAAUUUUACAUAUGA
Molecule: messenger RNA, 1347 nt
Organism: Drosophila subpulchrella
Lineage: Eukaryota; Metazoa; Arthropoda; Insecta; Diptera; Drosophilidae
Exons: 4
Coding region: 317-859 (180 amino acids)
Source: RefSeq, a predicted model, not a curated record